Molecule: messenger RNA, 1911 nt
Organism: Penicillium soppii
Lineage: Eukaryota; Fungi; Ascomycota; Eurotiomycetes; Eurotiales; Aspergillaceae
Product: putative ab-hydrolase associated lipase
Exons: 1
Coding region: 1-1911 (636 amino acids)
Biological process (GO): lipid metabolic process
Source: RefSeq, a predicted model, not a curated record
AUGUCGGUCACAUCGAUACCUCUCGAACCCCUCGUGCCGAUGGCACGUGCGGACACAAAUGACUGUUUUCCCCAUGUCGGUGCAGCCCCCCGAGACUGCAAUCCCGCCGAAGUGCACUCCGAAAAGAAAGGCGACCUGGAGAUGGACACAAGCGAUAACAGCACUUGGUCAGCUAUGAACCGCGCUGGGAAGGAUCGGGCGCCAAUUGUUGAGAAACAUUCUACGCCUGAUCUUAGUUUCUUGACGACAGAACACCCACUCUUUCCACCAAUGCCGUCAUACGGUUCCCGUUCUACGUUUAUCAGGAUCCAGGACUAUUUCCUCAUGGUCGUCUCGUUCUUCCUCUCGCUCUGCUUUCUGACUUGUAUAUUUAUCGGGGCCCUCAUCCACAUCGCCGGAGUCGCAAUAACCGAAACUGGAUUGCGAAUGAAUGGCCGCGACCCGGAAACACAGAGGGUCUUCUACCAAGAAGAACGUACACGAAGGAGAGUGCGGGCCGAGGCUGAUCGAAGAUGGCACCUCCAUCAACAGAAGAGGGACUUGGACGAGGAACAAGGAGCUAAAGAAUGCUCAUCAUUGGAAGGUGGCAAGGAUCUACUUGUUGCUGAUGUCGCAUACUAUGCCCGUCGAGUAGGUCUCGAUGUGGAAACAUUCCGAGUGCAGACAGAAGAUGGUUUCAUUAUCACCUUGUGGCAUGUCUACGAUCCCCAAGAGUAUGCGACCCUGUCACCAGAAGAAAGGCGUGAACGUGGCCCUCACGUUUUCACCGCGCCGAAAGUGCAAAACCCGAAUUGCCAGCAGGUCAAUAGGCGAUACCCUGUCCUCCUGGUGCAUGGAUUGCUGCAAAGCGCUGGUGCCUUUUGCACUAACGACGAAGAUAGCCUGGCAUUUUACCUCUGCAAGUCUGGGUAUGAUGUCUGGCUCGGAAAUAAUCGCUGUGGCUCGGACCCAGAACAUACCACUCUGUUACCUGACGACCCGCGCAUGUGGUCUUGGGACCUCCGGCAUCUUGGAAAGCUGGACCUUGCAGCCCUCACUUCCCGUGUGCUUUAUGAAACGGGAUUCAAGACGCUAGGUCUAGUAUGCCAUUCCCAAGGCACCGCACAGACGUUUUUGGCUCUUGCCAAGGAACAGCGUCCUGAGUUGGGCGAACAUAUUUCGGUUUUCUGUGCCCUCGCACCUGCUGUAUAUGCCGGGCCCCUUGUGCGUAGACCAUACUUCCGAUUCAUGAGCAUUCUAUCUCCAGCGUUGUUUCGACUGGUGUUCGGUAUUCAUUCCUUUAUCCCUUGCAUGAUGACCGCCCGCCGUCUACUUCCGUCAAAGAUAUAUGGAACUCUAGCAUACUGGGUAUUCUCGUUUUUAUUCGACUGGUCCGACACGCGCUGGGAGCGUGACUUGCGCCAUCGUAUGUUCCAAUUCGCCCCGGUGUAUGUUAGUGCCGAGUCCAUGCGCUGGUGGCUCGGAAGCGAGAGCUUCGCCAAACAUAAAUGUAUAUUGUCUACGGAGGACGAGCUUCUUCGCGAGACAACCACCAACAACACAUUAUGUGAUGACACCGUUGCUGAGCACGGUGAUGAUCCCAGGGACCCAUGUUUGGGCCCAGGGGCCCCUAAACACUGGUACGGCCCGGGAACACCCCCAUUUGCAUUUUGGAUCGGCGGGUCAGAUGCUCUUGUUGAUGGGCAUCGACUUGUGAGUCGCUUCCACAGCGGCCGUGAGCCUCAUGCGCGCCUUGUCCAUUCGAAGAUCAUCGAGGAAUAUGAACACCUCGACGUGCUUUGGGCGAUGGACGCGAUUGAGCAGGUCGGUCAGGAAGUUCGACAAGUCAUUUGGACAACCAUGCCUGAGGAUGCACGUCAAACAUGUCGCGCCCCUCACGGUGUAAACCUCGAGAUGGUUGAUACGGCAUAG